CUCUUAAUCAAAAUCUCUCUCUCUUUAAAGUCUUUUAAUUUUAUUUAUUUAUUAAAAAUCGAUACUAGUGAAUGGGCUCAGCUUCUUCGUCGUCGUCGCUUAAUAAGUCACCGUUUGGAACAGAACGUAUGGUAACACCAGAAUCUCCCACGAAAGAUUUUAAUUCAGCUCCGAUGACUGUUAAAAACAACGGCGUUACGAUCAUCUCUAACUCCUUGUACUCGUCGUCUCCUUCUACCAAGAAAACCUUCGAAUCGCCGAGAAAGAGUACAGCGUCGGUUCCGGUAGCUUCUCCGGGUGUCAAAUCUCGGUGGUCGUUUUCUUCUUCAAAGAAAAGCUUCGGAAGUAAAGAUGAAACCUUUUUCGAUACGCAGCAAUUUCUACAAUCCGACUCAGAUGAUGAUUUUCACAGCGUAAAUGGCGAUUUCACUCCAUCUCGUGGAAACACUCCUAAGAGCAGCUUCUCGGACAGACUUCCUCGUAUCAACAACCUUAUAUUCCACGAGAAGAAGCCUUCUCGAGGCUCUUCUCCAGCGCCAAGACCGAGGAGGAAGAAGCUUGGUGAUCUUUUCAGAGAAAGCAUAAGAGAAGAACGAGAGGAAAGCUCUGGAGGGUCAUCAUCUCUAAGCUCUCCUUAUCUCUCCGGUGAACACUCAGACGAGUUCAACAAGUUAGCCAUCGAAGACUCUAUUGUGAAGGAAGAGAAGAAGAAGUCGUCUAACUGGCAACAUCAUCGGUGUCUUCCUGGUUUCUCUGCAUGUGGUGGAAGGAAGAAGAUGCACUCUGAAACCCCUGUUGCUGUGAAAUGAGAUGCAAGAGAUAGUAACGUUGUGUAUAUGAUAAAAUGAGAAAGAGAUCUCUCAGAGUAAAAACUCUUGUGAAAUUUUUUACAAGUACUACUACUUCACUUGCUGUGAUGAGAAGAAAAUGAAUCCUAUAGUUGAAGAGAUUAUGUAAAAAAAAAAAGAAGAGAUGUUCUGGUGUGUUGAUAAAAUUAUGAUCUUUGGCUUGUGAAGUUUGAAAACUCUUACCAUGAUUCAUUGUUGCUUAAACUUUUGUGAUAUAAAACUUACCAUGGCUUAUGAACUUACAACUAAUAGUUUUCAAGUUCAGUGGUGAUAAAAAUCUUCAUUCUUGGAGUGUAG
This is a messenger RNA of Eruca vesicaria subsp. sativa (arugula), 1145 nucleotides long. The record is from the annotation of a GenBank genome assembly. NCBI's taxonomy places the organism in Eukaryota, Viridiplantae, Streptophyta, Magnoliopsida, Brassicales, Brassicaceae.